Myxocyprinus asiaticus (Chinese sucker) is the source of this 3490-nucleotide messenger RNA. Its product is annotated as trans-1,2-dihydrobenzene-1,2-diol dehydrogenase-like. NCBI's taxonomy places the organism in Eukaryota, Metazoa, Chordata, Actinopteri, Cypriniformes, Catostomidae. The record is from RefSeq and is a predicted model, not a curated record. The coding region runs from base 1418 to 2311 and encodes 297 amino acids. Gene Ontology annotation, molecular function: nucleotide binding. The transcript has 6 exons.
GAAAAAUUUGCCAAACUAAAUUAACACAGUUUACAAUGCAGUAAGCAAUUUGAGGCAUCUUGAUUUUGCUUAAUGCCCCCCAGCCCUUCAACAGCAUGCUCUGUACCAAAAACCCCACCCUCCAAAGACAUGUCAGGCAACCCGAUGUAUGUGCAAAAUGAUCAAUGGGCAGUAAGCGUUUCUGAUUGGCUAAAAAAAAAACGUUGCCCACUCCCCUAACUUUGCUGUUUGGGAUUUUGACAACAUAUGUUCACGUCGUAUUCAAAGGGCGCAACACCCUGAGAACACAAAAGAAGGCCCGGGACAAUCACCAUAAUAUCUGAGAAAAUCAGCAUACCAAAUUUCUCGCAAAGACUCUAUCUCAAAAACACCCAUCUGAGUUUGAAAAGAUUCAUUGUUGUCUUUCCACAUCUGUUCUCUCUCUCUCCUCCUCCCCCUUCCUGUCCCCCUCAGCUCAGAAUCACCUUAAAACACACUUAAAUCUUGUAGGUAACAAAUCUAAUUAUAUGUCUGGCUAUACAUGUUUGAUAUCAUUGAAAAUAUCUCAGUGUUACUGGUACAAAGGUGCCCGCAGUGCCAACACUACGUACUUUGCUGAAGUCAGGAAUGCAUUUGUUACUUUUAAGAUUCAUCUUUGCGCAAUGGAUGUUUUGUAUUGAUUAUUUCUGAAUUCUAAUUCUAAUUAUGUGAAUGGCAUGAUACAUAUUUACCUUACUAAUAAAUUGUUAAACUUGAUUUUAUUCUGACUUCUUUAGUAGGUUACGUUAAUUCCUAGUUGCCACAAAUCUGCAAACAGUGUUGGUACGCACUAAUGGCUAGGCGUUGACACUGCAACCUUAGCUUUCUGACAUUCGACAUUAACUAAUGGGGCUUUUCCACUGCACGGUACAGCUCAACUGGACUCUGCUCGCUUUUUGGGGGUUUUCCACUGUGGAUAGUACCUGGUACCUGAUACUUUUUUUAGUACCACCUCGGUCCAGGUUCCAAGCGAGCCAAGCUGACACUAAAUGUGACGUCAAAACCCUGCAGAUCACUGAUUGGUCAGAGAGAAUCAUCACUACCAGCGUCACUGGAUUUGCGACACGGGAUGUCAACCCGCUAGUUUUAAAGUUAGCAACAGCGACAGUAGUAUCAUUUGUUCACGCGACUUUCGAAUUGUAAAAAGAAAUGGCUGUGCGCAAAACCACGCCUUGGUCAAUAAACGGGGUGCAGACGUUCCUCUCGUUAUCGACGAACGAAACGACGUGAAACGAAAAAGUAUUUCAGGAAGUGUCUAAGCUGUUGGCCGCACACGGCUACCACUGGACCUACCAACAGUGUAGGGAAAAGUGAAAAAAACUUAAGUGACUACAGAAUCAUCAAGGACCACAAUAGCCGGAGUGGUUCAAACAGAAGAAAGUGGAAGUGGUUCGACCAAAUGGACGCUAUCUAUGGCAAUAGACCGGCGAGCAAUGGGAGGGAGAGUGCCCUGGACUCUGUGUUGUUGGAGUCCACGAUGGAGGAUGAUGCGGUGUAUGUUGGCAAUAUCCAUCCUCACCACCUGAGAGUUGGGCAGCUCUUCAUGAACUCUGGAAAGAGUGUGCUUAUAGAGAAACCGCUGGCCAUGAACGCAGGUGAAGUUAAGAAGCUUGUUGCUUCUGCCAACAAAAACAAUGUCUUCUUAAUGGAGGCGCUGUGGACACGCUUCUUCCCCGUGUCUAUGGAAAUUCGGAAGCUGCUAGCUCAGGGUGAGGUGGGUGAAGUUAAGAUGGUGAGAGCAGAUCUCGGCGCACCACUCACAAAUAUCCCUAGGCUGAUAGAGAAAGAUCUUGGAGGAGGAGCCCUGCUGGAUAUUGGGGUGUACUGUUUGCAGUUUGUGUUGAUGGUGUACAAUGGAGAAAGACCAGAAUCUAUCCAAGCCACUGGAUAUACUCUUGACACAGGUGUCGAUGGACACAUGAUUAUUGUGCUGAAGUUCUCACAGAACAGAAUGGCCGUGUGCACAUGCUCUAUAUCUAUGAAUCUCACCAAUGAUGCUGUCAUUAUCGGCACAAACGGCAUGAUGAAGGUACCAGAUCACAUGUGGUGUCCUACAAAUUUAGAAGUGAACGGUAAGGUGAGUCAGCACCCGUUACCAGAGCCCAGCAUUCCUCUCAACUUCACCAACAGUACAGGACUGUGCUAUGAAGCCCAGGAGGUGCGCCGGUGUUUGCUGAAUGGACUGAAAGAAAGUGCUGUGAUGUCACUGGCAGACUCCAUUCUUCUGGCAGAGAUAAUGGAUGAGGCCAGAAGACAAGUUGGUGUGACUUACAGUCAAGAUGAAAAGCACUGACUAUGAGUAACCCAGUGACAACAUCUAAACAAUAAAGAUUUGAGGACAAAUUUGUUUGUGGCCUAAUAGUAGAAGAGUACACUGCAUUACAAUAAACAGAAAACACAUUAUGAUAUCUACUGAAAGAAUUAAGAAUCAUGAAAUCAUAAUCCGUUUUCAGUUUUUUCAACAACACCACAUUUUUUUACAAAUCUAACUUUUACCAGGAUACAGCCACUCUUCAAUUUUGUGUGUAUAGUUUUAUUUAGAGCAGUGGUUCUCAACCUUUUUUUGAUGGACGCCCCCCUAAUUCAUUACCUUGAAGACAAGACAUUAGGGUGAUUCUAACCAGUGGCGGAAUGGCCAUUGGGAGAACCGGGACUUUUCCCGGUGGGCCGGCCGCGAAAUGGGGCUGCAUGGGCCACCGCGUUAUGCAGAACGCGCCACAAAACGGCGCCGCGAUACGUGGAAGGGGGCAGCGAUAUGCAGAAAAGGACAGCAACCGCUUUUCGAUGUUGCUGAAUGUGCCUUUUGUACUGAUCCUACACUGGCAUCGUUGGCAUGGCUACAUGUACUUUCUUUUUCCACGAUACUGCAGAGAAAUCAGAAACAAGUGACCAAGCGUCCCCAGGUCAAUAAAUAAUGCAAUAAAUUUGGCUUGACAUUGUGAAUAAAGAAUUUCCAAAUAGUCGCAAAUUUAGGGACCAUCUCUAAAGAUACAGGCAAUAUUGUAGCAUACAUAUCCAAAACAUUUACAAACAUAUAGAGUAUACAACUUCAUUAACAUUUGAAGCAAAGUACUUACAGUCAUACAACCAUCUCCAAAGUGUGCAUGUAGGUGUCAGCAAUAAUGCACACCUUUUAGAUUUUUGAUAUAAAAAAUGUCCAAUUAUAUGUAAGCGUUUCUAUAUUCAUCAGUAUUGUAAUAGGCCAUGGUGUCGGAAUCUGGAUUUUAUUUCAUGGAAAAGUUACAUGUUACAUGUUAAUUAGUUACAUGUGACAUCAGUUUGUCCUGAACAAAAAUGAGUGAUAUGAAUGAGAUAUUUUUUUUUUUUUAAUUUUUUUUGUUUUUUUGUUUUUUAUGACAAAUCGAUUUUGCCUGGCUCCCACAUUUAUGGUUUCACUGUAUGCCAAAUAUAAGAAUAUAAAAAAUAUCAAGGUAACUAUCACUUCCCAUGAGAGAAUAUGUUUUGUUUGUUU